This is a messenger RNA of Musca domestica (house fly), 582 nucleotides long. Its product is annotated as trypsin-like. Gene Ontology annotation, molecular function: serine-type endopeptidase activity. Gene Ontology annotation, biological process: proteolysis. NCBI's taxonomy places the organism in Eukaryota, Metazoa, Arthropoda, Insecta, Diptera, Muscidae. Bases 1 to 582 code for a protein of 193 amino acids. The record is from RefSeq and is a predicted model, not a curated record. The transcript has a single exon.
AUGCUUUUUACCCAUAGUGCAACGGAAAGAAGACGGGUGGUGGAAGUUGGUGCACAACCGGGAGACGACAACUCAAAAUAUUACGACGUUACAAGCGUUAUCGUCCAUGAACGCUACAGACUUAAUGAUCCCAAUAAUGAUAUUGCCUUGUUGGUAGUGAAUAGUACAAUUCCAUUAUCUGACAAAAUCCGACCAGUGGCACUACCUCCAAUCGGCUCAACAGUUCCAGGCAACAAUGGACGCUUCGUUAGCUUCCGCAGGCCGGGAAACUCUCAAAAGCUACAGGAAUUUUCCGUGGACUAUGUAAAUGCGACAGUGUGCCAGGAGAUGUAUGGAAGUAUUUUCAACAUUACAGAAGAUAUGUUCUGUGCUGGUCUCAGUGCGGGUGUUGGACAAACAUGUCAAGCUACGCCUGGCAUGCCUUUGGUGGGCUAUUCCCAAAACGCACCCUCCACUCCCGUUCUCUAUGGCAUUACAUCGUUCGGCGUGGGUUCUGUAAUGGAAGGAUUUCCCGGUCUAUAUGUGAAUGUGGCCGCUUUCCGGCCCUGGAUAGAUGCAAAGCUAAGAGAAAAUGGAUAUUGA